UACGCGUGGCUGGGCGCGCGCCCUCAUACACACGCACUUUUCCUCUUCUUCAGCAUCCUCGCCGUCGACAUCGUCUAUCAUGCCUCCGCUUGAGAGGAGCCAGCAGCUGCACAGCAAACGUUUCAAGCAGAGGAAAAGCUUCGCUACUAGGAAGCAAGAAGUAGCGGGAAUUCGCUCCAAGUUCCCCAACAAAAUCCCGGUGAUCAUCGAGCGUUAUGAGAGGGAAAAGUUUCUCCCUCCUUUGGACAAAACGAAGUUUCUCGUUCCACACGAGCUCACCAUGAACCAGUUUGUUACCAUUAUCAGGAACCGCAUGGCACUGCUGCCGUCACAGGCCUUCUAUCUGCUGGUUAACAAUAGCGGUCUAGCCAGCAUGACCCUCAGCAUGGCUCAGGUCUACGGGGAUCACCAGGAUGACGACGGCUUUCUCUACAUGACUUAUGCCUCCCAGGAGAUGUUUGGACACCUUUAGCAUUUGUAAACCCCCACCUUCUUGCUCUCCAAUGUAAAUAUGAAAAUGUUUUGUCUAUUUUAAUAAAUAAAU
Corythoichthys intestinalis (scribbled pipefish) is the source of this 544-nucleotide messenger RNA. RefSeq names its product microtubule-associated protein 1 light chain 3 gamma (gene map1lc3c). The record is from RefSeq and is a predicted model, not a curated record. Gene Ontology annotation, cellular component: autophagosome membrane; cytosol; autophagosome. Gene Ontology annotation, biological process: autophagosome maturation; autophagosome assembly; autophagy of mitochondrion. The transcript has 4 exons. Bases 80 to 472 code for a protein of 130 amino acids. Gene Ontology annotation, molecular function: ubiquitin protein ligase binding. NCBI's taxonomy places the organism in Eukaryota, Metazoa, Chordata, Actinopteri, Syngnathiformes, Syngnathidae.